AUGCUGCGUCAUCUGUUUCUAUGGAAUAAACCCUCAAUGUUAAGUGCAAUUAGCAGUAAUUUAUGUGCCUUAAAUACAAGAACUGCAACAACAACAACUACGUCAUCAAUGUCCACCAAUGCAACUCGACAAUUUUGUCAAAUCUCCGAAACCAAUGGAGUACGUGAAAUAUGCCUCAAUGAACCCAAGACACGUAAUGCCUUAUCCCUGGGCAUGAUGGAUGAAAUUCUCAGUGGCCUAAAACAAACAUGGGAAGACACAAAUUUGCGUUGCAUUAUAAUUUCAUCAACUGGGCCGGUUUGGUCAUCAGGUCAUGACCUAAAGGAAUUAGUACCCGAACGGGGUGAAGAACAACAAAGAGCUGUUUUCGAAAAAUUAACCGAAGUUAUCUAUAAUAUACGAAAAGCACCGGUUCCCGUCUUGGCCAAGGUGAAUGGUGUUGUGGCGGCCGGUGGUGUCCAAUUGGUGUCCUCAUGUGAUAUUAUUGUUUGUUCGGAGAAGAGUUCAUUCAUAACACCAAGUGCAAACUUUGGUGUUUUUGCCUCCACCCCAGCCGUUGCCAUGACCCGGGUAAUGUCACAUUCCAAGUGCUUGGAUAUGUUAAUGACUGGACAUCCGAUAAGUGCCAAAGAUGCUUACAUUCAGGGCAUGGUGAGUCGCGUGGUACCCACUGAAGAAUUGGAUGCAGAAAUUGUAAAAAUUGUCAAUGCCAUUAAACAAAAGAGUCGCUCGGUAUUGGCAUUGGGUAAAGAGUUUUUCUAUCAACAAUUAGAACUAACUAUGGAGGAGGCAUACCAACAAGGUGCCAAGAAAAUGACUGAAAACCUGAAAUUAAAUGAUUCCAAAGAAGGUCUGCGUAGCUUUAUGGAGAAACGUAAACCGGUUUGGUCUCACUUGUAAAUGU
Musca vetustissima is the source of this 904-nucleotide messenger RNA. Its product is annotated as enoyl-CoA hydratase domain-containing protein 3, mitochondrial-like. NCBI's taxonomy places the organism in Eukaryota, Metazoa, Arthropoda, Insecta, Diptera, Muscidae. The transcript is spliced from 4 exons. Gene Ontology annotation, cellular component: mitochondrion. The record is from RefSeq and is a predicted model, not a curated record. Gene Ontology annotation, molecular function: hydro-lyase activity. The coding region runs from base 1 to 900 and encodes 299 amino acids.